AUGUCGCGGCCUUCGAAACUCAUCUGGUUCGGGAAACCCCCCACCCUACCCGGUAGCGGCGGCGGCACCGCCACGUCCUCAAUCGCGACCCGGAAGCCGCCAAGAGAACCAGAACCGCGCCGGCUCGCCGUGGUGUUUGAAGAUAUACCGACCUACCGCCGCUACAAACCCGGCACCGGCCCCCGCCUGCCCCCGAUAACCUUCGUGCCCCUCCGCGACACAACGGCCUACAUCCGCGACGAGUUCUUCGUCCCGCCCGCGCUCUCUGAGGACGGUAAGAAGCGUCUGAAGUACGUGGUGGGAUGGACGGACCUGCCGGCCGCGAGGCUCGUGGUCGAUGCCGAGCGGAUAUGCGACUACGUCUCGCCCAUGGCGUACGAGGAGUGGUGCGCCGCGCGCGCCGAAGAGCAGGACGAGGAGGAACGCAAGCUAGAGCAGGCGGAGAACGUGCGCGCCGUCGAGGAGGCUGAGGCGCGGGAGAAGGGUAUCGUGCUGCUUGGCGACAAGGCCAGCAAGGGGACAAAGAGCGGUAGGAAGAAGAGGAAGAAGCAGAGGGCGGCCGAGGAGUUGAGAACACCACCACCCGCCGCCGCGGGCGGAGAGAAGAGGAAACGAGGUCGGCCGAGGAAGAAUGCGCCUUCGCUUUCCACGCCGUCCAAGGGUGUCUUGGCGGACGAUUUUGAGGAACUGGAUAUGGAAGGGGACCUCGAGAUGGAGGAAGCGGACGAGGACGAAGCCAUCUUCCGGCAACUGAAUGGGGAGGAACCCUUACUGCUGACGGAGGAUUCGUACGACUCUGGCGAACAGAGCAGUCUGCCGGCGGGCCUAGAACCCCCCAACAAAAAGCAGAGAACGAGGUCGCCGAGACAGACGCUCUCGCGGUUGAUGCCGGGCAUCGAGACGGACAGCAGCCGGAGCACGCCCUUCGACUCGUCCAGAGGAGCCACGAGCUCGCCAGCACUUCCGCCGUUACCACCGCCGCAAGCGUCUUUUUCUCAGAGUACCCGGCUGCGGGAGAAAACCAUCUUCCCGCCGAUACCCCCGGCCUCUGCGAACCACACAUCCACACCCACGGCACCGCGGAUCAAGACGCUACAACCGCCGAAGCGGUCCCUCCUCUCGAUACGAGACCCCCCUUCAACGCCCCAGCACUCGUCCUCGCCAAAAGUGCAAACACCUACACCCAAAGCCGGGAAGUUACCACUGCCGGCCACGGCGCCCCCGGCGUUGAACCCACCACGCAACGGUACGGGGAUGCUUCUUCACACUCCGACACCAAGAACGGGCUUCACGCCUCUAAUCCACAACUCGACCCCAUGGACGGUCUCCCUCGCGGCCUCAAAGGCCGCCUACUCCCACCUGACGCCCACGCAGCCGGUCCAAUCAAUAGAACAACCCUCCUUCACCAACCCGAUAUCAAUCCCAAAACCCAAAACCACCCCGAAAUCAAGAGAACCACAACAAGCAGCCUUGGCCCAAAUCUUCUCAGCACCCCCCGCCACAACAGCGGGCAGCAAACGCGCAGCCGUUCGAUCCAAACCCGCCGCCAAACCCAACACCGCGCGAAAAACAGGCGGCAAGCUCUCAACAGAAGCUUCCGACGAAGAAGACGAGCAAGUCUAUGAGGUCCUCCGCAUCGAAGCCGUAGAAGACCGCGUCUCCCCCCGCUCCCACGGCAAGAAAACCACACGCUUCUUUCGAGUCCGCUGGAAGGGCAACUGGCCCUCGUCAAUGAACCCGACAUGGGAGCCCGAGUCCAACAUCCCCCAGCACGUAAUCAAAAACUUUUACAUACAGAACGGCUACCACCCAAAGAACCCGCAGGUUGGCGCCAUGGACAAAUACCUCAUACCACGACAGUACUCGUCCGUUUCGCAAGCGUUUGAGGAUGGCGAAGGCGGCGAGGGCGACGACGGUAACGAUGACGAUGACGAUGACGACAACGGGGCACAGGCCGAGGAGGGCGAUGAGAUUGUUGUGGAGGGUGGCGAUGCGGAGAACGGUGACGAUGAUCAGGGGGAUGAGAUGCUGCUCGUUACGGACGAGCCCGGACUGCCCUUUAACCCGACGUUUUCUAGAUGA
Messenger RNA from Colletotrichum orchidophilum, 2082 nucleotides. RefSeq names its product chromo domain-containing protein. Bases 1 to 2082 code for a protein of 693 amino acids. The record is from RefSeq and is a predicted model, not a curated record. Lineage: Eukaryota; Fungi; Ascomycota; Sordariomycetes; Glomerellales; Glomerellaceae. The transcript has a single exon.